CGCCCGACUUUUCCAGAAGACCCGGGUAGCGCCUCCAGGCCACACUGAGCCGGCUUUAGGCACUCCGCACGCCGGGUCUCCUCCUCUUCCUGUGGUGGUUAGCUAUGGCGGCCGUGAAGACCCUGAACCCCAAGGCCGAGGUAGCCAGAGCCCAGGCGGCGCUGGCGGUCAACAUCAGCGCGGCCCGGGGACUGCAGGACGUGCUGAGGACCAACUUGGGGCCUAAAGGCACCAUGAAGAUGCUUGUUUCUGGUGCUGGAGACAUCAAGCUUACUAAAGAUGGCAAUGUGCUGCUUCAUGAAAUGCAAAUUCAACACCCAACAGCCUCCUUGAUAGCCAAAGUAGCAACAGCCCAGGAUGACAUAACUGGUGAUGGUACCACUUCCAAUGUCCUAAUCAUUGGAGAACUACUGAAACAGGCGGAUCUCUACAUUUCUGAAGGUCUUCAUCCCAGAAUAAUAACAGAAGGAUUUGAAGCUGCAAAGGAAAAGGCACUUCAGUUUUUGGAACAAGUCAAAGUAAGCAAAGAAAUGGACAGAGAAACACUUAUAGAUGUGGCCAGAACAUCUCUACGUACUAAAGUGCAUGCUGAACUUGCUGAUGUCUUAACAGAGGCUGUGGUGGAUUCCAUUUUGGCCAUUAAAAAACAAGAUGAACCUAUUGACCUCUUCAUGGUUGAGAUUAUGGAGAUGAAACAUAAAUCUGAAACUGAUACAAGCUUAAUCAGAGGUCUUGUUUUAGACCAUGGGGCGCGGCAUCCUGACAUGAAGAAAAGAGUAGAAGAUGCAUACAUCCUCACGUGCAAUGUGUCAUUAGAAUAUGAAAAAACAGAAGUGAAUUCUGGCUUUUUUUACAAGAGUGCAGAAGAGAGAGAGAAGCUUGUAAAAGCUGAAAGAAAAUUCAUUGAAGAUAGAGUUAAAAAAAUAAUAGAACUGAAAAAGAAAGUCUGUGGUGAUUCAGAUAAAGGAUUCGUGGUUAUUAAUCAAAAGGGAAUUGACCCCUUUUCCUUAGAUGCUCUUGCAAAAGAAGGCAUAGUAGCUCUGCGGAGGGCUAAAAGGAGAAAUAUGGAAAGGCUGACUCUUGCUUGUGGUGGAGUAGCUCUAAAUUCUUUUGAUGACCUAAAUCCUGAUUGUUUGGGACAUGCAGGACUUGUCUAUGAAUAUACAUUGGGAGAAGAGAAAUUCACCUUUAUUGAGAAAUGUAACAACCCUCGCUCUGUCACAUUAUUGGUCAAAGGACCAAAUAAGCACACACUCACUCAAAUCAAAGAUGCAAUAAGAGAUGGCUUGAGGGCUGUUAAAAAUGCUAUUGAUGAUGGCUGUGUAGUUCCAGGUGCUGGUGCAGUGGAAGUGGCAAUGGCAGAAGCCUUGAUUAAAUAUAAGCCCAGUGUAAAGGGCAGGGCCCAGCUUGGAGUGCAAGCAUUUGCUGAUGCAUUGCUCAUUAUUCCCAAGGUUCUUGCUCAGAAUUCUGGUUUUGACCUUCAAGAAACACUAGUUAAAGUUCAAGCAGAACAUUCAGAAUCAGGUCAACUUGUAGGUGUGGACUUGAACACAGGUGAGCCAAUGGUAGCUGCUGAAGUAGGCAUAUGGGAUAACUAUUGUGUAAAGAAACAGCUUCUUCACUCCUGCACUGUGAUUGCCACCAACAUUCUCCUGGUUGAUGAGAUCAUGCGAGCUGGAAUGUCUUCUCUAAAAGGUUGAAUUGAAGCUUCCCUUGUGUCAUCUGCAUCACGAAGACUACAGAGUGAUCCUAAGAAUAUAGCCAUGGAAUUUUCGUCCAAGCUUCAAAUGAUUUUCAAAAGCAUUUUCCUUUCCCAUACGAAAAAAACACUGACACUCAAAUUUUGAAGUUCUGAAAUUAUAAUUACAGUAUUUUUUUAAAUUUCACUGCAGUGUACACCAUUAAGCAGGCUGUUUUCACCCAAUGAACAGGAUGUUUUGCUUUAGCUUCCAUGAUCUAAAAGUACCGUGUUAGACAAGUAUGUUACCUACCUUGUUAUUAAAUGUUCCUUGGAAAGCAAAUUUAAUGGUUUAAUAAUUUCUUCUAAUUGGUGUAUUUUAAUAUAUCUACUAGUUCUCCACUGUCAGGCUUAUAGGUUUUUAUGCAAAUAUAAAUAAUACUUAAAGUAACUUAAGAUUUUGAAAGCAUCCCUGUUUCUUUAGUAUUAAUUCCUGAGUAAAACUGUUGGAAUCAUUUGUUUGGACUUUUAAUGCUUUUAAGUACUUUUGCUAAAAUGCUCCCCAGGAAAGUUGUACUGGGCGGAAAGAUGGGUGAAGUAGAGGCAAGGGAGUUGAUCAUUAUAUAUAAAUAAACUGAAAGUAUGAAGAGAGAAAACUAGAGAGAGGAGACAGAAGGAAAAACACCCUUAAAGGCAUGGGGGCUAAGGGAAAGGAGAUUUUCACAUGGACCAUAUUUUCACACCCCUGUCUGUACCUGUGCUUAUGCUGAAGGACCUGCCCGACCAUUCCAAACUCUGUAGUGUCGUCUUUCACCCAAGUUACUGUUCUCUCCCACCGGCUUCCACAAAAUUGUUUUUAUAGUUGGUAGAUCUCAUUCACAGCCCUUGAGAGUGAAGUUGUGUGCUGCAAAGCUUUGUGUUUUUGAGGACUUGGCAGUUGCCUACGGUGUGCAAUAAAUAUUAAAUUGAAACCUU
Prionailurus viverrinus (fishing cat) is the source of this 2653-nucleotide messenger RNA. It is a transcript of the gene CCT6A, whose product is annotated as chaperonin containing TCP1 subunit 6A. The transcript is spliced from 14 exons. Gene Ontology annotation, molecular function: ATP binding; ATP-dependent protein folding chaperone; ATP hydrolysis activity. The record is from RefSeq and is a predicted model, not a curated record. Gene Ontology annotation, cellular component: chaperonin-containing T-complex. Lineage: Eukaryota; Metazoa; Chordata; Mammalia; Carnivora; Felidae. Gene Ontology annotation, biological process: protein folding. The coding region runs from base 105 to 1700 and encodes 531 amino acids.